Conger conger (European conger) is the source of this 709-nucleotide messenger RNA. Its product is annotated as zinc-binding protein A33-like. Gene Ontology annotation, molecular function: protein binding. The record is from RefSeq and is a predicted model, not a curated record. NCBI's taxonomy places the organism in Eukaryota, Metazoa, Chordata, Actinopteri, Anguilliformes, Congridae. Bases 48 to 593 code for a protein of 181 amino acids. The transcript has a single exon.
CUUUCAGUCUUUUAGCAAUAAAGAAAUUCUUUAUUUCAGCUCCUGUGAUGCUGGACCCCAACACUGCAAGUGCCAAUCUCUCUCUCUCUGAUGAUCUGACCACUGUGAGACUCACAGAUACAGCACAGAACUGUCCUGACAACCCAGAGAGGUUUUACCCCUGUGUGGACGUGCUGGGAUCUGAGGGGUUUACCUCAGGGAAGCACAGCUGGGAGGUGAAGGUUGGGAGUAAAACUGCUUGGACUAUAGGAGUGGUGAAAGAGUCCAUCAUUAGGAAGGGAAGUAUAACACUGAACACAGAGAAUGGAUUCUGGGUCUUUUCCCUGUGGAAUGGUGAUGAGUACCAAGCAGGAGGUACUGUGCUCACACUGGAGAGGAAACCACAGAGCAUCAGAGUGCAGCUGGACUAUGACGGGGGGGAGGUGUCCUUCUUUGACUCCAGUGACAUGGCCCACAUUCACACUUUGGAAGACACGUUUACUGAGAGAUUGUUCCCAUACUUCUCUCCUCAUGUGAAAGAUGGUGGUUGGAAUGACGCCCCCCUGCAAAUAUGUCCAGGAAAGGUUUCUGUAACAGUGACAUCAUCCCAGUGAAGCAGUUUGCUAAAAAAAGAAAAGAAAAAUGAAGAAACAAGAGAUGUUGUACUUGUAAGGAAUCUGGGUUUUUUCUAAUCCGCCUCAGCAUGCCUGGUUGUUGACAUGAAUUGUGA